Oryza brachyantha (malo sina) is the source of this 1548-nucleotide messenger RNA. RefSeq lists its product as uncharacterized. Gene Ontology annotation, molecular function: glutathione transferase activity. Gene Ontology annotation, cellular component: cytoplasm. Bases 1 to 1548 code for a protein of 515 amino acids. The record is from RefSeq and is a predicted model, not a curated record. Gene Ontology annotation, biological process: glutathione metabolic process. The transcript is spliced from 5 exons. NCBI's taxonomy places the organism in Eukaryota, Viridiplantae, Streptophyta, Magnoliopsida, Poales, Poaceae.
AUGGCCGGGGGAGCAGAUGAGCUGAAGCUUCUGGCCACAUGGUUCAGCCCGUUCGCUUCCAGAGUGAUGUUCGUGCUCCAUCUCAAGGGCCUGAGCUACGAGAACAUCGAGGAGGACCUCAAGAACAAGAGCGAGCUCCUCCUGAAGAGCAACCCCAUGCACAAGAAGGUCCCUGUGCUCUUCCACAACGGCAAGCCACUCUGCGAGUCCAUGGUCAUCGUCGAGUACAUCGAGGAGGCCUUCGCGGGCGUCGGCCCGGCCGUCGUCCCCGCCGACCCCUACGAACGCGCCAUCGCUCGCUUCUGGGUCAACUACAUCGACAACAAGCUAGUGGCGCCAUGGUUCCAGGUGUUCAGGAGCAAGACGAUGGAGGAGAAGGCGGAGGGGCUGAAGCAGAUGACCGUGGCGGCGGCGACGCUGGAGAACGCGUUCGAGGAGUGCUCCAAGGGGAGGCCAUUCUUCGGCGGCGACGCCGUCGGGAUCAUUGACAUCGCGCUCGGCUGCCAGGUCGGGUGGAUGCGCGCGUCGGCGGCGCUGUCCGGCAUCAGCAUCUUCGACCCGGCCAAGACGCCGCUCCUGAUGGCGUGGGCGGAGCGCUUCACCGCGCUGGACGCCGCGAGGGCGUCCAUGCCAGAGUUCGACCGGCUGCUCGCGUACGCCAAGAUGAGGCAGGCCGAGAGCGAUGCCGCGAAUAAAUUUCGUUCCAAUAUAUGGAACAACGUGAGAAGUGAUAAUGAGAAGUACUGUACAGCACAACAGCAUCAUGCCAUCAUCCAGUCACCAGGACAGACAUGCAUAAAUCACCCUGCGUCGAGCAUACGAGCAAAAAUGGCGAGGUGCCACGAGCUCAAGCUGCUGGGCACAUGGAUGAGCCCGUACGUGAUCCGGGUGAGGCUCGCGCUCAGCCUCAAGGCCCUGAGCUACGAGUACGUCGAGCAGGACAUCAGGGACAAGAGCGAGCUGCUCGUCGUCUCCAACCCCGUCCACAAGAAGGUGCCCGUGCUCAUCCACGCCGGCAAGCCCGUCUGCGAGUCGCAGAUCAUCGUGCAGUACCUCGACGAGGCGUUCGCCGGCGCCGCCCGCCUCCUCCCCUCCGACCCCUACGAACGCGCCGUCGCUCGCUUCUGGGCCGCCUACAUCGACGACGAGGUGUUUGCUUCGAGGUUCCGAGCAAUGGGAGAAGCCAAAGAGGAGGAGAAGGCCGAGGCGGCGGAGAAGGUGUUCGACGCUCUGGAGACCUUGGAGGAAGCCAUGAAGGCGUGCUCCUCCAAGGGGAAGAAGGAGGAGGAGGAGGCGGCCGCGGCCUUCUUCGGCGGCGACAGCGCGGGGUACGUGGACGUGGCGCUCGGCGGGUUCCUGGGGUGGCUCAAGGCGACGGAGGCGUUGUCCGGCGUCAGCUUCCUCGACGGCGCGCGCACGCCGCUCCUGGCCGCGUGGGCCGCGCGGUUCGCCGCGCUGGACGCCACCAAGGAGGCGAUACCCAGCGUCGAGCGGCUCUGCGAGUUUCACGCGGCGAUGAGCGCCGCCGCCGAGGUCGCCGGAAAUUGA